UGGUACGAGAGGCGGCGGCCGUUGUCCCGGGUGCUGCAGCUAUGUCGGAGCGGAAGGUGUUGAACAAAUACUACCCCCCAGACUUCGAUCCUGCGAAGAUCCCGAAGCUCCGGCUCCCGAAGGACCGGCAGUAUGUGGUGCGGCUCAUGGCCCCCUUCAACAUGCGCUGCAAGACCUGUGGGGAAUACAUCUAUAAGGGGAAGAAGUUUAAUGCCCGUAAGGAGACCGUUCAGAAUGAGGCGUACCUGGGGCUGCCCAUCUUCCGCUUCUACAUCAAGUGCACGCGGUGCCUGGCAGAGAUCACGUUCAAGACAGAUCCCGAGAACACAGACUACACCAUGGAGCAUGGGGCCACGCGCAACUUCCAAGCUGAGAAGCUCUUGGAGGAAGAGGAGAAAAGAAUGCAGAAGGAGAGGGAAGAGGAAGAGCUCAACAAUCCCAUGAAGGUCCUGGAGAACCGAACCAAGGACUCGAAGCUGGAGAUGGAGGUUUUGGAGAACCUGCAGGAGCUGAAGGAACUCAACCAGCGCCAGGCAAACGUGGACUUCGAGGCCAUGCUGAAGCAGUACAAGGAGCUCGAGGCAGAACAGAAGCGCAAGGAGCAAGAGGAGGAUGAGCAAGAGAUCAGAGAGAUGCUGGAGCAGGCGCAGAACCGCCGGCUCCUGCUGGACUCAGACUCUGAUGAGGAGCCUGUGAAGCCACACGUGAAGCCUGAGGCCAGAAUGAACCCCACAGACAUCCUGCAGGAGGACCCCCAGCCCCAGAGUAAGAAGCUGAAGACUGAGAGCUGGGAGCGGAGCGUGGGCAAACUGAACACCAAGUCCCAGCUGGCUGGGCUGGUGACAGUGAGGAAGCAAAAGCCAAGUCCUGCCCUGGGAAAUGGCACAGGGAACCAGGAGACCACGGCCAGCACUGGCUCGGCUCCCAGCACCACCUCCUCCCUCAGCUUGCUGGGGGUGUACGAGGACAGCGAGGACAGCGCAGGGGACUGAUGAGGGCACCGGGGGCUCCUGUUCCUGCUUCCAGAGCCCCAGUAGGAGCUGGCACCGCAGCAGGGAGCCCAGCGGGGCUCCCGGAGCGUCUGCACCCCCAGCACCUCCCCUGCCUGCCCAGGGUCGGUGCCGUCCUGCAGCAGGGAGCAGAGCCCGGACGGUGCCUUCCUCACAGGACACUGCUGCUGUGUCCCAGUCUGGCUGUGCCCGGAUGCAGCCAGCCCUGCACCACAGCGGGUUGGGAAGCACCAGGGCCAGUCCCAGGACUGCACCUUUGUCCCUUCUGGUGGCACCUGCUGCCCUCACCCCCUGCUCUGGUUUGUGAUGCACCAACCUGCCCACAGCAGUAAAGGGACCUCAGGGCCUUUCUUCCCUCCUCGCCUGCAUCCCUGUGAGGAGCAGGGGCAGGUGGGUGCUCAGCACCCCUCUUGUGCUGCAGGAGGAUGCCCUCACCCCAUCUCAGGCCCUGGGUGGCUCCUGCCCCCUCCCCGUGGGGCUCAGGACCUGCUAUUGCAGGGUGAGCUUGCAUCCCUCAUUGUGCUGGUGGGGGGACACAUUAUGGGGGGUCAGGGCUGUCCCCCCUGUGCCCCAGCAGCUCCAUGCUGGACCUUCCCCAUGGCUGAGGGGGUUUCCUGGUAAUAAAUUGGAUCCAUCUGA
Molecule: messenger RNA, 1649 nt
Organism: Melopsittacus undulatus (budgerigar)
Lineage: Eukaryota; Metazoa; Chordata; Aves; Psittaciformes; Psittaculidae
Gene: YJU2
Product: YJU2 splicing factor homolog
Exons: 8
Coding region: 42-992 (316 amino acids)
Biological process (GO): mRNA splicing, via spliceosome
Cellular component (GO): U2-type catalytic step 1 spliceosome
Source: RefSeq, a predicted model, not a curated record